GAGGAAGCGGGAGACAGACGGACAGACGGACGGACACAGACGCUGCGCCCAGGCCUCACCAUCCAUCGCAGGAAGCCCCCUGUCUCAGCUCCGACCACACCGGACGCCGGCUCCGCCCUCAACCUGACCUUCGACCCCUGGACUCGGACGCUGACCUGGGCCUGCGACACCGCCGCGGGGAACGUCACGGUGACGUCAUGCACCGUGACCUCGCGGGAGGCGGGGAUACACCGGCGAGUCUCGCCCUUCGGUUGCCGCUGCUGGUUCAGGAGGAUGAUGGCGCUGCACCACGGUGUCACGCUGGAUGUCAAUGGCACGGUCGGGGGCGCGGCCGCGCACUGGAGGCUGAGCUUCGUCAACGAAGGUGGGCAGGGCCGGGAGCGUCCCGGUGACGUCAUCGCUCGCGAACGCCGGCAAGCGAUGACGUCACCGCCGGCAACCGGCGUCGUCAUCGCCAGCAACCAGCGACGACGCCUGGCGACUUCCGGUCGGGCUCACGGCGGCCAUCUUGUCAGGCGCGGCGGGCUCGGGGGCGGAGAACCUGACCUGCGAGAUCCGAGCCGCGCGCUUCCUUUCCUGCGCGUGGCGGGAGGGGCCAGCGGCGCCCGCGGACGUCCGGUACUCGCUGCGAGUCCUCAACUCCACGGGUCACGACGUGGCGCGAUGCAUGGCCGACCCCGGGGAUGACGUCAUCACACAGUGCAUUGCGAACGACUUGUCACUGCUGGGGAGUGAGGCCUACUUGGUCGUGACCGGUCGGAGCGGUGCGGGGCCAGUGCGGUUCCUGGACGACGUGGUGGCUACGAAGGCGCUCGAGCGACUCGGUCCCCCACGUGACGUCACCGCGUCCUGUAACUCUUCCCACUGCACCGUCUCGUGGGCCCCGCCCUCGACCUGGGCAUCCUUGACGGCCCGGGACUUCCAGUUUGAGGUCCAGUGGCAGAGCGCAGAGCCAGGAAGCACACCCCGGAAGGUGCUCGUCGUGGAGGAGACCCGCCUCGCCUUCCCCAGCCCCGCCCCCCACGGAGGUCACAAGGUCAAGGUGCGCGCGGGCGACACGAGGAUGAAGCACUGGGGCGAAUGGAGUCCCGCCCAUCCUCUCGGUGAUGUGUGGAGGCCCCGCCCACUCCCCGGGAGACCCGCCCUCCGCGUCCACUGCGAACGCGCUACUUCCGGUCCCCUGACCUCUCCCUCCCACCCCACAGAGGCUGAGGACACGCGAGUGCCCGGUGCGCUCCUGUAUGCAGUGACAGCCUGCGCAGUCCUACUGUGCGCGCUGGCGCUCGGAGUGACGUGCAGGAGGUUCGAGGUGACGCGCCGACUCUUCCCGCCCAUCCCAGGGAUCAGGGACAAGGUGUCCGACGACGUGCGAGUGAACCCUGAGACCCUCAGGAAGGACCUCCUGCAGCCCUAGACGUCCCGCCCCCAACGUGACUGACAGGAAGGACUUAAACUUCAUGACAUCAACUGAUGUCAUGAAGCGAUGCUGAUAGACGUCAUCGUGACCGCUCCCCACCCCCACGUCUGGUGUGACUGGACCCCUGUUGCCCUGUUCAUCAAUCACCAAAGUGGGCGUGUCCAGUCUCAUCCUGUCAAUCACCCUGGAAGGGCAUGUUUAACGACAUUGAUGUCACCGUGAUAUCACAGUCCAACCAAAUCCUCCUCUAUAGCCCCGCCCACCCCGACAGGAAGCACAGGUGACUGGGAAGCCUGCCACUGUCAAUCAAGGCCGCCCAUCCCAAAAAAAUCAGUACUCGUGGCCAUCCUCCUGCCUCAGUUCCAGGGAUGGCAGGGACAGCGUGCAUAUCCCCACCGUAAUAGUUUGCUCAGUUCUUAACAAACCCUAACCCUUAAUAUUUUACCUUAACAGCCAGCACACACACACACACACACACACACACACACACACACACAGACACAAACUGUCAUAAAAUCCAACGUGCCUUCAUGAUCAAAGUUCGAUAGUCAGUAGUACUAGAAGAAUCAUAUGUCUGUAAAAUAAAAGCCAGAACAUUUUCUGCUUUUGUUUUCUUUUGCCCCAGAUAGGGUUUCUCUUGGUGUAGCCCCGGCAUCCCUGCCUGGAACUUUCAGUGUAGGCCUGGGUAGCCUCAAACUCACAGAGGUCCUCUCUGCCUGCCUGCCUGCCUCUGCCACCCACACAGCCCGGCCGAAGCUAGGAUCUUUUUUUCUUAUUAUUACUUAUUUAUUAUUACUAUUAGUUUUCAAUGUAAAUGUGUGUGUGUGUGUGCGUGCUCUAUCUGCUGCCUUAUAUGACUGCAUGCCAGAAGAGGGCACCAGAACCUAGGAGAAGCUACCAUGCAGGUCCUGAGAAUUAAAAAAAAUAAAAGAAAAGAAAAAAGGAAAUUCUAAUUACAUAGAAGGUAGAUAUCUGCCCAGCUGUCAGAGUGCUGUUUAAGGCUUACUGUAAAUAAUAAAAAUUGUGUGUCUCUUAUCCAAAAACAGAAGGGAGGUAGUGCACCUGCAUGUCUGUUGUCUGCAUGUCUACUUCCUUGUUCUGUCACUCGGUUGCACAUUGACCUCACAAAGAUGAAAGGCGACAGACAUGUGGAUGGCAGCCAUCUUGUCCUCUGACUAAUCUCCCUCAUCAAGAUGGAGGUGGCUGGCUGUCCUGAGACGUAUUGUUCCAGGUCACUUCUGUUUCUCCCCCUUCUUUUCCAGCUACUAGUGGAACAGAACUUAACUGAAUCAAAAAAAAAAAAAAAAAACCAAAAAACUGAGCACAUAGACAGUACCAUUUACCAUAAAUAAAACAAAAGCAAAAUCCAUCAAAGUCCAUAGUUCUGAGAAGGUCCCUAAAUAUACUGAAAGACUCCGAGAGGAGCCCCUCGCUCAGUCCUUGGGACAAUAUCGGACACCCAAGAACUCACGAGAGACCAAGCUUGAUGCAAACCACAUGAGGCUUUAUUUGGGGAAAGCCAGAGCUCUGGGGACGACUCAUAUCCCACGCAGGGGUAGAGGAGUCAACCUCAAGGGGAAAGAGGUCCCAGUUUUUAUAGGCCCUCAGGGGGGAAAGGAGUAGGGGGUUGUAGGGGAUUUCCAGAUCUAAACAAUGUCUAUUCUCAAGAAAUGGGUAUGGGAGGGGUACAAGGAAAGAGUCUGGUGCAGGUGUAGCAACUCCGGAUUGACCUGGCUGUGGUUGCUGGGGAGAUUCUCUGACUCUUUCCCAGCAGCCAAUAUCACAAACACCUGGCAAUGGGCUUCAUCAGUGGGCACACACAUGGGUUCAAGGAACGGUCAAAAACAUUGGCAGACACACGGGUUCAAGGAGUGGCCAGAGCAUUGUGCACCUCUAUUUUUCUAAGUCAGUGAAGCUAGUUCUGCUAGCAAUGAAAUCUAUCUUGCCAAUUUCAGGGUUUCUGUGACCUUUUAUAUUCUGUCAGGAUCUUUCAGUACUAACCAGGAUUUUUGGCUAUUGUACUUCUGCUUCUGGCUAACUGUUCUUACCAUUUGAAGUAUGUCAACCUAGAAUAUGGCUUUGGUAUUUAAAACUCACCCUGAGGGCUAGAGAGAUGGCUCAGCGGUUAAGAGCACUGACUGCUCUUCCAGACUUCCUGAGUUCAAUUCCCAGCAACCACAUGGUGGCUCACAACCAUCUGUAAUAAGAUCUGAUGCCCUCUUCUGGUGUGUCUGAAGACAGCUACAGUGUAUUCACAUAAAUAAAAUUAAUAAAUAAAUCUUUUUAAAAAAACUCACCCUGAGAAAGGUUUGGUGCAACCCUGGGAUCCCUAACACCAAGCACUACUGCCUGCUGGCUAAUAGAGAUAUUCUAUUGGUUUAAACCCAUGUCCUAGGAGUCCUCUCUCAUGGACAUCCCCAUAACACUGCUGCCUGUAAUGCUGUGGAUUUCUCCUGUUUUAGUUAUUUAACUGGCAGAGAAAAUGAAUACAAUCUAGACCCUAGACCCAAACCAUAGUCUUUUGUACAAGGCUAAGUGCAAAUGUUCAUUUGAGGGGUGUAUGUUCUCAUGGGAAGCCAUACUUUAAAAUCCCUGAUAUCAUGAAGGUGUCACUCUUUGUUGUUGUUGUUGUUGUUGUUUUGAGGUAGGGUUUCUCUGUAUAGCCCUGGCUGUCCUGGAACUCACUUUGUAGACCAGUCUGGCUUUGAACUCAGAAAUCUGCCUGCCUCUGCCUCCCAAGUGCUGGGAUUAAAGGUGUGUGCCACCACUUCCCAGAGAAGGUGUCACUCUUAAACAUUAGGAAUACAGUUACCUUUCCUAUUUUAUCCAGACAUAGAUUGCCACUACACUGACUCAGUUCUGAACCUGGUGAGAACUGAAUCCCAGGCACCAGGGUGAGAACUGUGUAAUACAAUAACAACAGAGCAUAGAGUGUGUGCUUUCAUGGACUUUCUGGGGCCCAGGUCCUUGUUCUAAAGACUCCAUUGGAUUGUGAGUUUGUAGCAUUUCCCCUACAGCCAGCUCAUCUGAAAAGACUCUUGUCAGCAGAACAGUGGCAGCUGCCCAGAUCUCUAGACAUGUUCACUAGGUGCCCCAGAAUUUUCCUGGACCAAUAUUGCUGCUGCUGAGAACAAGCAAAACAAAACAAAACAAAACAAAACAAAAACAUUAUUCUAAGUGCUACUAUAUCAUUGUCAGACUCCAUUUAAUAAUAAAGUCAAGAUCCCAGGCCAGAGUGGAGCUGGGUACUUCCCAAUAGUUAGACAGCUUCUAUUGUAAACAAACAGUUGCUUGAAUUCACAUAUCUCAGGUACAACUUCUCCUUCUUGCUGGCAUGGUCAAAAAAGUAUAUGUUCCCAUGCCCAGAGACUAACUCCUAACUGAUGGAAACUCCUUGCUCAAUCUCUUAUGUCAAAAUAUGAUUGGAUAGUGUCCAGCCUCCUUCCCCCUUGCUCUAUGGUUUUAUCCUUUAAAUAUGUUGCAGAACAUCCCUUCAGGGUCAUACUUCAGUUUCCAAGUCUGUUCUGCUGCCUUGAUCUAUCAGUAGCAGCUUGAUUACAAUCAUUUUUUGUUAGCUGCCUAGACCUCAUAUUUGAGUUAUGUUGGAUUUAAGCAAAUCCCACAGUGCUACAAGGCCUCAUCUCACCAGCCUCUCACCUGUUUGCCUCUUGUUUUACAUUCUAUUUCUCUAUCAUGGGAUUUCUCUGUAGCACAGGCACUAUCCAUCCUGUUGGUCUCACCCUACCUCUUUCCCUCAAGACAUUUAUGUUCUUGAGUCCCAUUCUCUAGGAUACGGGAUUAAAUCAGGAUUCCCACUUACUGGGUACUAUGCUCCCUUACUCUGAGUCUUUUCUGUGUGUUUGUUGCUGGGGAUUGGAACCUAGAGAAUGCAUACUAAGGAAAUGCUCUGUUAUGAGCCCAGUCCCCAUAUAAUAUGAGUGUCAAGGCUGAGCACAGCACCCUAGAUGUCCAAGUUCUUCCUAGAAGCAAAGGAUUGAAUGUCCAGUGGCAUAAGCAAUGUAGAAAAGGAUAUGGCAAGCAAGUUUUCUAAAGGUGGUCCACCUUUUUGAAUGACCUAUUAUGGGGGAGUUCUGAAAGGCAUAGAUCCCAGACACUUCAUCCAAGAAUUGCUUCUUCCUAUUGAUAUGCCUUUCAUGUUACUCUUACAUAUCCUAAUGAUUCCUGAGCAUCAACCUAUCCUAUCAGACAAAUUUUCUGCAGAUCAACAUUAAGAGGAACUUUCAUUAAAACAACACAAUUUAGAUGAAUCAAUGACUUUACAGAAUUCCUGCCUUGGUUCAAAUAUUUUUAGGAAGAAUGUUUAAUGAGAUGGUUUUAAUUGUUUUUUUUUCCAGAAAGAUAUAAUAAAGUUAGAAUCAAGAAUAGAAUGUGUCCCCUCCUCAUAGAAUAGUAAGUAAAGGCUGCAUAAUAAGAAAUAGAAUGAGCUUUUAUAAGUUGUACUAAGAAGAGAAAUAGGAUUGGAACAAAUUAAUGAUCAUGGAAAAAACAAUCAUUUCAGGUCAGGUGUGCACUAGUAUAAAAUAAGGCCAUAUGGGGCCUGGAGAGGUUUCUCAGCAGUUAAGAGCACCUACUGCUCUUCUAGAGGUCCUGCGUUCAAUUCCCAACAGAUACAUGGUGGCUCACAACCAUCUGUAAUGGGAUCUUCUGGUGUGUCUGAAGGCACUUAGAGUGUACUUACAUCAAAUCUUUAAAAAAUAAGGCCAUAUGAAACUGUUCCUUUGAACAUACGAGCUUAGAGAAUGAAAUAUUGUCUUGAACUUACUAACAUCCUUCUGUUACUCCCUUUUGUGUAACAUUCUAUCUGUGACAUGAUUUUAUUUUUUGUCUAAGAAGCUAUAAAAAGGCUGAGUCUAAAAAUGAAGGGUGACUGUUGGGACUCUGCUCUAUCCAAUAAAUGUGUAUAUAUGUAUAUAUGUCUGUCUGUAUAAAAUGUAUGUAUGUAUAUCUAUCUAUAUAUCUAUUUGUUUACAUACGUAGGUCUAUGUGCUCUACUUCCCUGUCCCAUUCUUUCUUGAUCCUUUCAUUCAGUCUGCUCUUUGACUGGAGAAUUGAAGACGCUGAUAUUUAAAAUUAUUUAUACGUGUGUGUAAGUAGUGGUAAUCCUGUUGCUGAUUUUUGGUGUUUUCUUCUUAGUAUAUUUUAUUCUUGAAUAAUUAAGACUUUUUAUAAUAUGACUCUCUCUGCAAUGCUGAAUUAUCUCUUCAGGGAAACAUACUGUUUCCUAUAUGUCUCUUAAGUUUUAGUUUAUUGAAUAUAAUUUGUUUAGGCUGUUUAUGUUGUAGAAAAUCUCCAUUCUCCUCAAAUCAUCAUAGUUUUGCUGGGUAUAUUAUUUUAGGUUUGCUGUUAUAGUCUUUAAGACUUUUAUGCAUUGCUACAACCUCUGGGGGAUUUCAGAGUUUUCACUGAAAAAUCAGUUGUUAGUCUUCUCUUACAGCUUUCAAGAUACAUUCUUUGUUAUAUAUACUUAGUGUUUUAUUAAUGCUCAAAGGAUUUUCCUUCCUUGUCUUAUCUAUUUGUUGUUCUGUGUUGGGGGGAGGGGGUUGAUGUGCAUAGAGGUGCCUUUCUAGUGUGGGGAGUUUUCAUCUAUAAGCAUGCUGAAGAUAUCCAUGCCAUUGAAUUGGUGUCUCUUUCAUCUAUGCUAAUAAGUUUGUGUAUUCGAUGGUGUUCCAUAUGUCUUAUGACUUCCUUUCGUGUGUGUGUGUGUGUGUGUGUGUGUAUGUGAUAUGUUUGCAUGUACUUUUGUGUUUCUGCCUUAAUUUCUCUUAAAGCUGGACUGCAACAUUUUUUUGUUUUGUUUUGUUUUGUUUCAUUUUUUGAGACAGGGUUUCAAUGUGUAGCUUUGGCUGUCCUGGAAAAUCACUCUGUAGACCAGGCUGGCCUGGAACUCAGAAAUCCGCCUCCCUCUGCACCACCACUGCCUAGCUUUGGACUGCAACUUUAAGGUGAAAUAAGCUUUUAGUUCCCAAGUUGGUUUUAGUCAUGGUUUUUUAUUCGAACAGAAAAAACUUAGUAAGAAAAACAUGAAGCUGAGAGAUUGUUCUGUGACUUGAAUUUGUACUUGUUUAAUACACAAAUGCACAAGUAUUAUAUAAAAUAUUAAAAUCUCUAAGUGUCACACUGGAGAGAUGGCUCAGGGGUUAAGAGCACUGACUGCUUUUCAAAAGGUCCUGAGUUCAAGUCCCAGCAACCACAUGGUGGCUCACAACCAUCCAUAACAAGAUCUGGCACCCUCUUCUGGAGUGUCUGAAGACAGCAACAGUGUAUUUACAUAUAAUAAAGAAAUUUUUAAAAAAUCUCUAAGUGUCAUCAGGUCAGCUAUAAAAACUGAAAACGUAUUCUAAUUACAGAUUAUUUAUCAAAGAUGGUUGACAGGUACUUUAAGAAACAAUUAGAAUCUCAUAACUUUAUAUGCCUGUAAGAUGCAUAGAUGAAAUUUUCAUAAAGUAUGCUUGGGAAAGUCUGAAUCCUCUCUUCUGGGAUGUGAUGUUCAGCCCUGUCCUACGUACAGCUGAUCAAUUAUGUCCAUUGUUUUAAGGAGAAAACCACAGUGAAUUUAGUGAAUCUGGAAACAACAUGAGGUUCUUUAAACAGCCAUUUUAAAGUGUUAUAUUAUUUUUCUUGAAUAAUGCAAGGUGCAUUUUUAUCAGCCUUUAAAAAUUUGGAAUUUCAAGUCGAUUAUAUUGAUUUUUCUUAAGAAUAAUUCACACUAUUCAUUUUUUAAAUAUUGUAUUGAAGAGACUUGCUAUUAUAGCAUUGUAUUUUAUGUAAGGGGACAUACCAUGCUUAUAGGCACUGGUGAGAAUGCUUUAUUCGUUUACAUUAACUAUAUGUAUUAAUAUCAAAUAAUUCUUGAUUUGAACUCCUAUAGGUUUAAUUAUGCCAAUGUCUACAAGAUCCUUUAUCUAUUUGUUAUUGUAAAUCACCCAAGGCCCAGAAUCUUCAGAAUUUUGAGAAUUUCAUUUUUUUCCAAUAACUGAUUUUUUUUGUUCACUUUACAUCAAAAUCACAACCCCAUACUCUCUUCCCAGUCCCACCCUUACAAGUCUCUCCCCCAAUUGCUCCCUCACUUUUUCAGAAAAAGGAGAGCCCCCCCCAUAGGCCCCACCUAGAAACAUCUAGUCCAGUAGGACUAGACACAUUCUCCCACACAAUCCCAGGCAAUCCAGGUAGGGGGAAAGGCAUUCAAUGUCAGGGAACAGAAACAGAGAGAGCUCCUGUUCCACUGGUUAGUGGCCAUACAUGAAGACCAAGAGGGACAUUUGCUACAAAUGUAUAUAGGCCCUAGGGCAAGUCCCUGUAUGCUCCCUGGUUGGUGACCAAGUCUCUGUGAGCCCUCAGGGACCCAAGUUACUUGACUCUUUUGAGGUUUAGCCUGUUGGUAUGUAUUGUAAUACUAAGUGCAAACCCCAAGACCUAGUUGCCCCAGAGACAAGAGUCCUCAAGUGACCUAAGAGAUGCUAUGUGACUGUUGGGAGCGAUCCUGUUUGAAUGUUAACUGCCUUGUCAGCCAUAAGUGCUUACUUACAAAGUCUUGGCCUCUAUGGUAAAGUACUAGUCCAGCUGAGUACAAAUAGACAUAGAUCCUGAAGUCAGCGGAGAACAAAUAGCUAUAAAUCUUGUGGAUAGGUGCCUAAUAACCCUUACUGUUCUGAUCUUUCUGCUGAACUGUUUACCCAGUCCUGUUCCUGGGAAUAGGUGCAUUACCCAGAGACAAAGCAACCCCCUCCACCCUGCUUCCUGCUCCUAUGAGUAUAUAACCUGUGUGGGAAAAAUAAAAUUUGUCAGCCUU
Messenger RNA from Mus musculus (house mouse), 9227 nucleotides. RefSeq names its product colony stimulating factor 2 receptor, alpha, low-affinity (granulocyte-macrophage) (gene Csf2ra). The record is from RefSeq and is a predicted model, not a curated record. Gene Ontology annotation, molecular function: cytokine receptor activity. NCBI's taxonomy places the organism in Eukaryota, Metazoa, Chordata, Mammalia, Rodentia, Muridae. The transcript has 9 exons. Gene Ontology annotation, cellular component: plasma membrane; membrane. The coding region runs from base 668 to 1414 and encodes 248 amino acids. Gene Ontology annotation, biological process: granulocyte colony-stimulating factor signaling pathway.